Molecule: messenger RNA, 456 nt
Organism: Phanerochaete carnosa HHB-10118-sp
Lineage: Eukaryota; Fungi; Basidiomycota; Agaricomycetes; Polyporales; Phanerochaetaceae
Exons: 1
Coding region: 1-456 (151 amino acids)
Molecular function (GO): protein binding
Source: RefSeq, a predicted model, not a curated record
AUGCGAGUUGCCUUCGGGGGGACACCGCUACAUAUCGCCGCACAAUAUGGCCAUGUCGACGUCGCGCGCACCUUUCUCACGCACGGUGCACCUGUCGACGCGCAGGAUCUGUACCGCGAAACGCCGCUACAUAUCGCUGCACGAUAUGGCCAUGUCGAUAUUGUGUACACUCUUCUCAAACACGGUGCGGCUGUCAACGCGCAGGGCAGAAAGGGAUGGACCCCGCUGCUCUACGCGGCCUCGGGAGGGCACACCGACGCUUCCCGCGUUCUCCUGGAUAAUGGCGCGGACGUUGCAGCCAUGGACACCGACGGAUUUCGUGCGCUGGACCACACAAAGGCGAGGGGGCGUGCUGAGGUCGUGCGCCUGCUUCUCGAUCACGGCGCCGAUGUCCAUGUAGAGAACCCACCGCGCGAUGAACCCGCGGCCCGAGACGUGCACGGACAUCAUGGAUAG